CUUCUUGUAGGUAGGUAGUAUUUUCUUUUUCCACAUGUGUUUUAAAUAAUUAAAAAUAAUAUAUUACUUUAUAAGUAUCACAAUCAAAAGAAUUAUCGCAUUCGGAUUAAUGAUUUAUUGCUGCAUUUGAAAAUGGACGAAAUGGAAAAAGAAAAUGAACGAAAGCGGACUAAGGAUCGCAGUCCAUCACCAGAAGUAAAGUCUACAGCUGUGGUUAAGUACACAGCAUACCACAGCCCUGUUGGAUAUGCUCGAUUGCAAUGUAACACAGAUCUGAAUUUGCCCCCAUCCAAUUGGGGAACUGCUAUUGAUUCUUAUGGUCUUAAACAGAUACUGACUGAAAGCACUGGAUUAUCUAGUUUUCGUAUGGCGCACAUGUUCCCGGACUCUGUCGGAGAGGUGGAUGUUAUAUCAGGCGCUGAGUGUAUAAAAAAGCUACUCAAAUUGCCAUAUCAUCCUAAUGGAACUGUCAGCAUGAUGGUUCACCGUGUAGAGAAUACCUUAUUAUUGGAUGACUUUGAUGUGUAUGACUAUCUGAGCAAGACAGAAUGGUCCUGGCUGAAGGAUUUUUUCUAUGAGAAUAUAUUGAAGACAAUGUCAGAACAGGAGCGAAUGAAGCUGUCGUUGGCGCCAGGUCCGAGUUCGGCACUACAACUGACUCACAAGUUCCUCUCGCAUAGCGUCACUGAACCCGUUCCGUCUACAUCCUCCACGCCAGCCGCUCUGCCCGCCCCUGUCUGCAUUGCUGGACCAUUUUUACCUGAACCAGAAACCAAACCUGAAGAGCCACCAAAUGAGCAUCUUUACAACAGAAAUGUACUUUGGACCUUUGAAGACAUCCACAUGCUCAUUGGUAGUGAUCUCCCAAUCUUCGGGGACAAGGAUAGACCUUGUGUUAGUCUACGUCUCAGAGAUGCAAGGGAACCAAUAAAUGUUCUUACUGGUAUAGACUAUUGGCUCGACAACUUGAUGUGUAAUGUUCCAGAGGUCCUGAUGUGUUACCACCUCGAUGGUAUAGUACAGAAAUACGAGCCCAUGAAAACUGAGGAUUUGCCUACAAUGGAAAAUUCUAAAUUCUCACCAAAAGUUAUUAGAAAUGUUGCACAGAAUAUACUUUCAUUUUUGAAAGCGAAUGUGACAAAAGCUGGUCACACGUAUUGGUUAUUUAAAGGUUCUCGUGAUGAUAUAGUGAAACUAUAUGAUCUGUCAUCUUUGUGUCCAGAUAGUUUGGAUAACCCUUUUACCACCCCAGUGGCAAUGUUGCUGUACAGGGUAGCAAGAAAUAUGAGGUUAAUGAAUAAGACCAGACAUGUGAAACAGUUGUUGGAACAUGUGAUUGAGUUGCUGAAGAUGGAGAGGCAUCCGCAGAUAGUAGCAUCAUCAUACUACAUGCUAUCUGAUUUGUAUGUGCCGGCAACCACUAAUCCAGCUUGUCCAAACUUCAAAGAUGAGAGUUCGGAAUCUGAUUGCGGAGAAUCAGAUUAUAAAUGCGAAUUUGCUGAAGAAGUAUCGGGUGAGCGUGACGAAACUACAUCAGAUCAAAGUACAUCAGAGUUUGCAUAUAAAACAGAUAGUAUUGCAAGUGAUACAUUGUCUACAAGUGAGAGAAAUAAUACAAGUAAAAGACUUUCAGAUAGUGAAAAAGGAGAGAACAAAACAAAUGAGAAAGACGAUGAGAGUGAAGGAGACAAUCAUAGCCUGGCAGUUCAGAUUCGUGGCCUAGCUCUAAGAGAUAUUGGUGAUCGAGUCAGAAAUGAUGCAGGUAUGAAUUGGCGAGGAAGGUCGCGAGGUCCUGGAGGCUCUAGAGCGAGGGCUGGGGAGGGCUCCGGCGUAGGUGCAGGAGCGCGGUCCGGAGUGACUUCAGGAACUGGUACAAGUACUGAGUCGGCUGCAGGGGAUGAUGAAGUGCCCUCCCGCUGUGGACACGCACUCGCUCACGCUCUCCAAGGAUUGAUCGCAUUACAUAAUGUCACAAUACAAAACUCUAAGGAAGAAGAACGUGAAAGACUAAGACAGCAAAUAAUAGUUGAAGAACAGCACCCAAAAAUGGCGAAUCCCUACGAGCCAAUUAAAAUGGAAUAUCAGCCCAUUAAUAAAGAAAAGGCAACCAAAGAGCACACAUCCAGGAGCCGGCGGCGAAGACGUGAAAAGAAGACCACAGACAAGUCUGGAAAUUAUCUCAUAGAGACGAAAUCUAAAAUAGAUAUAAACGCCAUAUUGAUUCGCAAAGAUAAGAAUACCUAUCAUCCAACUUGGCAAGAACCGAGUAGAGAUGAUAAUUUUGCUUGGAAACUGCAUUUGAAGACACUGUUAUAUGAAAAAAUAUGUUUGGUCUAUGCGACGCUGGCGGAAUACAGUUAUUCUAAUAAGCAAUAUGGUUUCUCUUUAAAGUACAUAGACAUGGCAAGUAAAUGCCAGAAGUUAUUGAGUAAUAUGAUUAUAAAAAGUAGGGUAGUUGAUCCCGGAUGUCUCAUAGGGCGGGUUGGAGAUAACUUUUUUCAAUUAAGUAAAAAUUGGCCCAGCUUUGAACAGUUUAAGAAGCAGUUUGAGACAGAUCAUGACAUAGACAGCAAGUUGAGAUUGGAGAUAGAGAAUGACAUGACAGAAGAGGUAGAGGGUGAUGCGGGUGACGAAUUCGAUCUUGAUAUAUCGCUACCUAACAACGAGAUGGACUCAAUGCUGCGGUCAGGUGCAUACUACAGGCGCGCUGCCAACGCCGCCUGCGACAAGCGUGGCGAGCUGCAGCGACGGCUCGCCUCCGUCAACAACGAGCUCGCUGUACGCUACAUGAACGACGCGCAGCAGAUCUACAUGCAAUACACAGAGGAGGAAGACCAGAACUCGAAUAAGGUGAAGCUCCUAAAGAGGCAGUUUGCAACGCUGUCCCGGUUUUCUUGCGAAAGUCUGGAGGAGGCGACCGCUAUAUUCCAAGAAGUGAAUGAUGUGCCUAACCUCGCUCUCCUCUACUGCAACAAGGGGCGAUAUAUGAGAUUCAAAGCGCUUUGUAGUCAAGGGAGUUUUGGAUCGGAAAAACGCAGUCUGUACAACAAAGCCGAGGAAUUGUAUAAUGACGCCCUGAAGUUGCUGGGCCCUCGCGAGACGUGCGGUGCUAUUUCUGUGUGGGACCUGGUAGCCUGGGAGCUCUCUUGCCACCUCUAUACCAAGGCGGUGCUGAUGCAAGACUCCAAUAUCAGCCCACCUCCCUCCCCAUCAGAGGUUGCGGACGCUUUGAAACAGGCACUGAAGCACUGCCUUCUAGGAGGCGGACCUCGUCAACACCUCUACCAGUUCCGAGCGGGGCUGCUACACCAUCGCCUCGCAUCGCUACACCACGCACAAUACAGGAUAACCACAGAAGACGGUCCCAAACGACGCACGCUACUGAACGCGACGCGCAACAACUACGAGCUCGCGGCGAACUUGUUUGCGAUCUUGGAGGACGCAUGCAUGUUCCUCACCGUGCAGAUGGAACAUGUUGCCGCACUCGAGACGCAAGCCGCUUUAUCACCAAACGUAAAACUGAAGUCCCUUCAGACUGCAAUCCAACUACUACGUCAAUGCCACUCCAUCAUGAAGUUGAUCAAAGUCCGUGGCCCAGAUCAGAAGGAGGCACCGAAACCCGAAGAUGCAGAUGAUACAAGCAUUAAAAGUGAACUUGGCCUGCUGUCACUCUACGAAGGAAGGUUACAUUUUAUAUUGAAAAGUAUUAUACAAUAUUGUAGGUCGAAGUCAAAUAAAGAUUAUGAGAAAAUGUCGGACAUGUAUAAAAAAUUAUAUUGUGCUAGUCUUAAAAUAAAGAAAGAUAAUGAUGUCCAACGGUACGCAGCUAGUAUCUGUGAUGUGUUGACUGCUAUGGAUGUUAUAAGUAAGGAAUUCGAAUAAGUAUAGUUUAGUGACUGAUCAUGCUCUUGCCAUUGGUCUAUAAGUUUCAAUGUUGUACUGACAAUACCGCUCAAUUCAUACUGCAAUACAUCGCAUGAUUUUUUCAAGAUUGUUCAUUCGACGCCUUACUUAGUAAAUAGUAGGGCAUACCAUCCUUUUUAAAUAUGAUAAAUUUUGUAACAGUCAAGACUACAUUAAAAAAAGUAUAGUAGUAAUUUAUGGGUGUGAUACUAAACAAUGUUUUUUUUUUUUACUUUUUUUGUUUGUGGGUUAGAAUUUCACGAAAAAAAAUGACUGGACUAAUGUGAUUUUCACAGAAUAUUGUUAACUAAAUAUGGGUCAACAGAUCGACGACGUUAGAAAGGCAAAAUGUAUUAAGCCCACUAGCUGAUAUUAUACAAUUGUAUGUAAAUGUGGCUUCGUUCUCAUAAAUCAAUAUCUAAAAUUAUAUAUUGAUUCACGCAUUAGGACAUUACAACUUUUUUUGUAUCUUUAAAACCAAAAAGCACAUAAAAUCUUUUGCUGUUUCAAUUAAAAUUUAUUAUUUGAAACAGAAAAAAAAUUUUGUCUCAUUAUAUCUCAUACAGACGUGAAAGUUUGCUCAUCUGUAAACUUUACUUAUGCACUUCGUUUUAUGCAUUUUGUGUUGUCAGCGUCAAUAUAAGCUAUAAAGAAAAAGUUUAAAAAGUUGCUUUCCAAGGAGGCUAAUUUUAUUAUAUUACCCCAUAAAGGUGUUUAAAAAUGCUGUACAACGCAAAUGAAGUUGCGGGCACAGCUAUUUUGUUUUAAGAAACUUUCAUACAUUUGUAAUACUGUGUACAUAUAUACAAGUAAAAUCUUCGUGACUUAUUGACUGUUAAUCAAUAAUGGUUUGUAUAUACUAUUAAGUAAACCUUUUUGUUCUGUGAUUUAGAUGUAUCAAACAGAUGUGGUGUCUAUCUAUGCCUUUAUGAUGAUUGUGAUUUAAAACGCAGUGAAAAUUUGAGCUUUCGGUCCUAAGAAUGUUUAUAUAAGUUUCUUUUAUCGUUGAAUAAGUAGGUAUAUGCUUAUUGACUCUUAAAUAAUGACGUGACAAUCGAGUAAUGAUGUCUAGAUGAGGAUGAAUUAUUAACCUUGUAAGGCCCAAGCUAUUAUAUGUCAAAAUAAAUUGAACGCCAAAUAUACAACAUAUUUCUUCUCACGCAUUGUUAGCCCACCAAAUUUAGACUUUUUUUUUGGUAAACUCCUCAGCGUUCAGGAGGCGUUUUAAGUUUGGGUCAGAAUGUCGAGUGUUACUUAGUGUAAUAUAAUGUAGGAACAUUGGGCCUUAUAAUUUCAGGCCAAAGUAAAAUGCUUCAAUAAGUUGUCGCAAAUUAGUACUUACUAUGUAUCUAUACAUACUCUUUACUGAUCCCUCCAAAAGGUUAUAGUAGUAAAUUUUACAAAAUGACAAAAGAAAAAUGUUAGAAAAAUGUUAAUGAAAUAAUUAUUUUGAUUUCUAUGAAACAUGAAACGGUAAAUAAGCUGAUAUCCAACCUGGGAAAUGACAGCCCUGUGAAUAUUACAGAAUAUGUGUGAUGACUAAGAUAUUAAUUUUAGUAUCCUACAAUUUAACUACCAUAUCUUCAACUUUUAAACCGAAACCAGCCAUGCUAAAACAGCUGCUUACAAAUGUAGCUUUUAUUUGCUCAAUACAGUUUUUAGUCCUUUUUGAUCCUAUUUGAUAUAAUAGCUAGUUUAUUAGUACUAAAUGGAGGAGAUCUGCCACUCAAUAGUGCCUAAUUUGUAAAGAUCUACAAAUGUAAGACUGAAGUGAUACUAAUGUAAGAUAUUUGAAAAUAUAUCUUUAUUAGAAA
Molecule: messenger RNA, 5717 nt
Organism: Galleria mellonella (greater wax moth)
Lineage: Eukaryota; Metazoa; Arthropoda; Insecta; Lepidoptera; Pyralidae
Product: erythroid differentiation-related factor 1
Exons: 16
Coding region: 133-3882 (1249 amino acids)
Biological process (GO): positive regulation of DNA-templated transcription
Source: RefSeq, a predicted model, not a curated record